CGAAGAGAUUAUAUUUGAAAUGUCACAAGCCAACGCACAAUACAGGUAGCCCCCACUUUUGACCCCGCCCAUAUUCUGACAGUCACAGUAGCUGCUUUAUUGAACACCGCCCUCUGACGUACGCGCGCUACGGAGGUCAAGAAACUUUGUGUUUAGUCAAGUCAUGCGACUUGCGAGUUGCGCAAUUUAAUAUUUCACGUUGCGCAACUUGGUACUUGGUUGGUUUCCUCCUGAAACAUCCUCUAGGGAUCUUGACUAGGAACUAGCAACAUUACAGUUAUGUCGCACAAUUUUUUUACAAAUGUUUCCGGUUGUCAAAAACUCGCAUUUUACGUUUCUGUAAUUUAAUAUGCUGAACGUGACACCGCCCUCUAUAGACGAGACGGACGUGACUACCAGGAAAUACAUGUAGAUUGUAGAUUGUAGAUUUCAGUUUAAGCGUCCGCCCAUCGAAAUAAAGAUGGAUGAACGAGAAGCGAGACAAACUACAACGAGUCAAGAAGAUGCGACGACAACAGAAGAACAUCGAAGGAUACAGGUGGAUGUGGUAACGACGGACAGUCAGGGCGGGACAACAGUUCCAGGCACGGUUCCGGUUGCAGUCGUCCAACAAAUGCUGCAGCACAUGCAACAGAUAUCGGGCUCUGGAAAUGUUCCCACUAUCAACCCCACAGGUUACACCGUCACUAUCAACACAUCCAGAGACAAUCCAGACCAAUCCGGUCAGCCAUCAGUUAACAUAAAUGUAUCAGAGAAACCACCAAGUACAUCGCAGUAUCCACCUGCUGACCAAUCAGCGAAUCCACCAAGUUCAUCACAGCAUCCACCUGCUGACCAAUCAGCGAAUCCACCAAGUUCAUCACAGCAUCCACCUGCUGACCAAUCAGAGAAUCCACCAAGUACAUCACAGUAUCCACCUGCUGACCAAUCAGAGAAUCCACAAAGUACGCCACAGCAUCCACCUGCUGACCAAUCAGAGAAUCCACAAAGUACGCCACAGCAUCCACCUGCUGACAAAUCAGAGAAUCCACAAAGUACACCACAGCAGCCGACCACACAACAAACGGCAUCCCAAACACAAGAACACAGCUCGUCCAAAAAGGUCAAGUUUGACAGUCCGGGCCAAGAUGCUGCCGACAGCUGCGAAAAGUCAUUGAGGUCACUGUACAUGACCACUGGCAGCUACGUUCAGUUGCUCCCAUGGGUGGGUGAUGACAUGAAACACAUCUUGGACAUCUUCACAAAGUUGCAGUUAAAAACUGGUAAGGGCGAAAAUGAAUUCAUGUUGGCGUCCUAUGAAGAUAUAAUACUCCUUCUGUCGAGAGCGUAUCACCUGAACCCAAUAGCUAUUUUAACAGGGUUGGCGGGUAGUGGAAAAACCACACUCUUUGACAAAAUAGCAUACGAUUGGGCAGUCGGUUCUAGUCGGGUACUGCAGAGGUACAAACUUGUCUUUAAGUUGAAAAUGCACUCACUGGACGAGACCUCAGGUCAUGUUACUGCGGUCUUUAACCAGCUCUUGGCCGAAGACACGUGUGUUGAUAAAGGCCGCCUGGACACGUUUAUCAAGCACAGUCCUAUGAAAGUCCUCAUCUUGCUAGAUGGCUUUGAUGAGUUCAAGACUACCUCCCUGUGUGAAUCCAAAUUUGGUUCCAUACUGAAUAUCCUGAAUCGAAUGACAUUGAGGGGUUGCACUGUACUUGUAAGCACCCGCCCCUCGCAUUAUGACCGACUGGUAUCAUGGGAUCUGGUUCAGGAACCAUUCACGCAUGUGGAGGUCCUGGGUUUCAAUAACAAAAGUGUCCCUGAGUAUGUGAACAAAUUUUUCUCACAUGAACCUGAUAAGGCCAAGGGGCUUAUUGAUAGGAUUAAAUCCUCAGACCUUCUGUCUGGUAUGGCUGAGAGUCCGUUGCUGCUUCUGGCGCUGUGCCUACUAUGGAGAGACGAUGGCACUCUUGUAGAAACAGUGUCGAGCUUGUUUCAUAAGGGAGUGGCAUUCAUCUUCAAAAGAAAAGAAGAUGUGUCAGAAGAAGAAGUAUCCAGAGUCUUGGUUGACAUUGGCAAGAUUUCUUUGCAAGGUGUUCUUGCCCCAGGUCAGUUACUGUCUUUUAAGCAAAGUGACUUUAAGGCGGGGGUGCUAGACAUGGCCCUGAAGGCAGGUAUUCUGACCAGACAGAGAGUCCUUGGGAAACCAGCGACUCACGACAGUCUUGAGUUUAUCUAUAAUGAAUUCUCUGCUGCUAUGUACUGGCAAAGCUUGCUAGAAGAACAUAAAGAGAAAUUUCGCAAGAUUCUGAAUCAAGUUGUGUCAGAGGGGCCAAAGAAGUUUGAGUAUCUGCUGCGCUUCUGUUGUAGGGAAAACGAGGCAUGUACAAAUGUGAUUCUGAAGGCACUUCACGGGAGUUGUCGAGAGAAGUGGUCAUUGAAAUCAGAGAUGGGUCGGUUGGCACUUCACUGUUUCUGUGAAGGCCAGUCCGAACGUUUACCUCCUGACGUACUCAUACAUUCAUUCAUUGCUGAUCAAAUUAUCAUCGAGGGGCUUGACAGCGAUGGUUUGGAAUCAUUCACAUACUUCCUGAAAUGUCUCGCUGGCCAGCCAAUUAAAAAAAAGAGUGGCAGUACUCACCUCGCUAAAGUUAACAAAUUGGUUGUCCUCCAGUGUAACUUGACAUGGUGUGCCAUGAAUCUAGCUCCUACCAUGAGUUCGAUGACAAAUCUUCGCAGUGUUGGUUUGUAUGGGUGCUCGUUGACAGGUAAACACUUUGCAAAAAUUGCUGAGUCGCUCAAGGAUCUAGCGAAGUUAGUUGAAUUGGAUCUUUCUGGUAAUGACCUGGGUGGUACAGCAGAAUCAUGGUGCAAGCAGGUCAAGCAGCUGAAGGCUCUUACAAAGCUGGUUUUGGUUGGCUGCUCGUUGAAUGGUCAGGACAUCAAACAUGUUGUCGAGCCACUCAAGGAUCGUCCAAAGAGAGCAGUACAUGAAUGGGAUGUUUCAGGUUAUAACCUGGGUGGUUCAGCAGAUUCAUGGUGCAUGGAUGCAAAGCACUGGAGGACCCUCACAAAGAUGGGCUGGGGCGGUCGCUCACGCCAUGGACGGGACAUGAGACAUGGUCCUGAGCCACUCAGGGAUCUUCCAAACUUAGUGCUAGUUGAACUGGAUAUUUCUAAUAAUAACCUAGGUGGUACAGCAGAAUCAUGGUGCAAGCAAGUAAAGCACUGGAAGGCCCUUAAAAAGCUUGGCUUGGGUGGUUGCUCACUAAACGGAGAGGACGUCAAACAUGUUGCUGAGUCACUCAAGGACCAACGCAACUUGGUUGAAUUGGAUCUUUCUCGUAAUGACCUGGGUGGUACUACGGAAACAUGGUGCAUGGAGGUAAAGCAGUUGAGGACCCUUACAAAGUUGUUCUUGGGUGACUGCUCAUUGAAUGGACAGGACAUCAAACAUGUUGCUGAGUCACUUGGGGAUCUUCCCAACUUUGUUGAAUUGGAUCUUUCUAAUAAUAACCUGGGUGGUACAGCAGAAUAAUUGUACAUGGAGGUUUAGCAGCUUCUGCACCAUCAGAGGCUGAACCUCAGAAACGGUAAUCUUUACUCGAACAUGCCUCUGUCUAUCUCUGCUAGUUUACAUUUUCCCUGGGGAGUGAUCUACCACCUCCUGAUUGAACACAUUCUGCCUAUCAGCUGUGAGGAGAUCUUUCCCUUGAACAUGCCUCUGUCUAUCUCUGCUGGUUUGUGUUUCCCUGGGGGAGUGAGUCCCAGUCAUCUAUCAACGUCUGGCUGAACACAUUCUGCUUGCCACCUGUGAUGGAUAUUUCUUGAACAUGCUUGUGUCUGUCUCUGUUGGCACUUCAUUCUCCAGGUGGGAGUAAGUUCUAGUCAUCUACCACCCUCUGUCUGAACACAUUCUGCCAAUCAGCCAUGAGGGGUUCUGCCCUUGAGCAUGCCCCUGUAUGUCUCUGCUGGUUUGCGUUUAUCCUGGGGGAGUGAGUUCCAUUCAUCUACCACCCAUUGACUGACCACAUUCUGCCUAUCCGCUAUGAGUGGAUCUUUCUUUUUUUUUCAACAUGCCUCUGUCUCUCUCUGCUGGUUUGUGUUUCGCCUGGGGGAGUGAGUCCCAGUCAUCUACCACCCUCUGGCUGAACACAUUCUGCCUAUCAACUCCUAAUGUGUCUUUCUGUUUCUGCUGCUGUGUUUCUUUCAUGUACUACCUUCUCAUACAUUUGAAGAUCUUGUACUGACUCCAAGCCAAUUCAAUCACCCUCAUAAACUGAAAGUCAGCCUUAAUGUCCCCUUAAUGUCUCCCCGGCCCAAACAGAAAGUCCCUUGGCCUUGUCAGGUUCGAACCCCAGCUGCAUCAACUGACUUGAAUUCGGCUCAACCUUACUCAGAUUUCCUGUGCACAAUUUUGAUGAGUCUCAUAAUCAAAUUCUGUGAAAACACUUCUUAAGAUCUGCCCAAGCAAAAUGAUUUCUUUAUUAGAUAGUUUUCUGCACCUUGCACAUUGUAGCCAUGGGGCUCUAUCAACAGUGAUGGAAUUGGUUCAAAUCCGGGUUAUUUGGCCCAUGAAUAUGCUUUAAAAAGGUUGAUAACCAUAAUAGAUAACUGUCUUGAAGUCAGGAAUUUUGUAUCUGUAUUCCAGUAACUUGACGCUGACAAAUGCACAGUGUAGCAGUUGUAAAAAACAUGUAGUGUGAACAUUAAGUGGGGCCUGUGGGCGAAGCCACCUCUCAGCCGCGAAGCGGGCGACACAGGCGGCAAAGACUUCUCCCACGCGUAGAUGGUGAGGCAAAGCCUCGUGUGAAUACACGUAUAGAACUAGUUCUCAUCAACUGUAAUAAUUGUACAUUUCAUGAUUAUUGCAUGUAAAUAUGAAGAGAUAAUAAAAAUCGUAUUUUAUAUUUUUAUCAGUUGUUCCUGGAAUAUACAGUUUGCUGCAAACUGCCGCAUACUAAAGCUAGAUGGUCAGAUCUUGGUACAAUCCUAGAAGGAUCUUUAUCAAUCACAACCAAGAAUCAGUUGUACAUGUAUCGGUUGUAAAUGGCCUGCUGAAAAGUCUGAAAUUGCUGUGGUUUUUGUAACUAAAACCACAAGUAUCAACACAGCUGUAAUAGUUGUAAAUACUUUGAUUAUUGUUUGUACGAAGACUGGGCAAAGAAGUAUUUUUUUUCUGUUUUAACUUCUAUUUUGUAUCGCAAUGUAGCCUGAUGUGUAUUGUGUACUAGCCAUUGUUGCCUUGCUUUUGUACCAAGUCUUAAAAUCAUGAAAUUUUGAAAUCAUUGAAUUCAGUACAACUCAGUUGUUUUUUGUUUUUUUUAUUGGAAAUCAUAUUUUGAGAUGUAACAUUGCAUCUCCACGGGCACAGACCCACAUGAUGUUUUUUUCCCUCAAGUAUUGGAAAUCGUUGUUAAACCCUCCUACUGAUAGGAGUCAUAGAACUGUCACAAACCAUCAACAAAUCGAUGCUCUUCUUCUCCCAUAACAUAUGCACAGGCUGGUCACCAACUGCCACAACCCGUAUGGAUUAAACCACAUAACUGUCCAAACCUGUUGCAGGUGUUUGAUAGAUAGGGUGACCCUGAAUACUGCUACAACUUGCGUAGCAGCCAUCUUAGAGUCAAUGCCUUUUUUUUGCUGGGUUAUGCAUGAGUGAACCUUUGGUGCCUUCAUUGUUACUGAGCUAAAUCCAUCAUUGCCAGGCACUCACCAGCGCUGACCCACCACAUCUAUCAAUGUCAGUCAAGGCAUGGUAUCCUCAGUUAACCAAACUACCACAGCCUGUGAAUUGUACCAAUAUGAACCCAGUUUCAGACCUGUUAUAACCUGUCACCUGAUAUAUAUUGACAGAUAUGGUAUCUCUCUCAUAUUGUCACUGAGAGAGGGAGGGUUAGAAUAUGUUCCUCCCUCCAUUUGCCUUUAAGCCUUUUAAAAUUCAGUGGAAAUAAUAUAACAGAUGGUUGCUUUAUUAGGGUACAUGAAAAUGUUCAGCUUUUGGGUACAUCAAUUAUUUUCAACCUGGCCAAUAAUACUUGCAACAUCGGCAAUUUAGCUUUGGGGUAUAUCAGAAUUCGUAGCUUUUUGGUACAGCAACCAUAACUAUUUUUCAGCUUGGCCAUAAUUUGUAUACUUGCAACAUGGGCAAUUAAGCCCUGCACACUAUAAAGUCAUCCACAACGACAACGUCAGCACAAUUUGAAACCACCAUCAGCGCGUAACAUAGCGGGGGCAACGCCGGUUCAUUAGCGUUGCGGCCUUGGUGAGUCAAAUCGCUGUGUGUCUCACUCAUUAAGAUUCCUGCCGAGUCAAACGUGUACACACUUAAAUGAUCCAUCGUUUAGAGAAGGCUAAUAUUGGAAGUCGUGCCUAAUUGAACGGUGGAUGGCCCCCACGAGAAAUGAACCGGCUAACAAUUCCUAGAAAUAACAGCCAAUUAAAAAUUCAUAAUAGCAGGUUAAUAUUGGUUUUUCGCCACAUUGUAGUAAUAAUUGUACCAUUUUGUUUUGCAUUGUGUGUGGCUUGUGUUGGCACCUCUUUAUUCUUGACUGUUUCGAUAAAAGCAGAGUUGGUUUGUUCAUAGAGGUAGGAAACAUUUGUUUUCGAACGCAGUCGUGACUAAUUCAGUUUUGAUAUAGGGGCCUAGGCAACAGAUUGGGAUUCUCCUUCGUGUUUUAAUUUCCCAAAACGUUUCGCUGGAUUUUUAUUUUCACCUAUCCCGUAAUCACCAGUUCAUGCCUUGCAUUUGAAUGUUGAACAUAUGGAGUUGGGUAUAUAGCUUUCUUUUUGUGGAAAUUUCCAAAUUAAAGUACUUGUAUUGAACGUGUUAAUGUUCGUAGUCUGUUUCAGCAAUGCAGUUUUGCCUUGUGAAUGUUACAUUGCUUCACUGUAUUCAAUAAUAAGAAUGUAUGAAGCCUUUGAAAGGCCACAGUGGAAAACAGUUUUUAAACUGUUGGGGAUACUCUGGGUAAAGAAAUGUAUUAUAAUAAAUAAAUAAACGGUGGGGCGAGAUUCACAAAACAUCAA
Patiria miniata (bat star) is the source of this 7014-nucleotide messenger RNA. RefSeq names its product NLR family CARD domain-containing protein 4-like. The record is from RefSeq and is a predicted model, not a curated record. The transcript is spliced from 5 exons. The coding region runs from base 461 to 3523 and encodes 1020 amino acids. Lineage: Eukaryota; Metazoa; Echinodermata; Asteroidea; Valvatida; Asterinidae.